AGUUUAAAGUUAAUAUUGACAAUGCAAGUCACUAGAGAUACCAUUUUAUAAAAAAAAAUAUAUUUGUCUUAUAUAUAUGAGCAGGUGCUUUCCCAAAUUGACUUCUCAUUUGUGUUAAGUGCUUUGUGGUUUUGAAAUCAUUGUGGAAAAUGUUGGUAGUGUUACUUGUUCUUGUCGUUGGGACAAUUUUCCUAUUUUUCCGGAAUAUUUAUUCAUACUGGAAACGCAAGGGAUUUCCCUACAUCAAACCCUCAAUUCCAUUUGGGAAUAUCAGGGAGACAGCGAUGCGGAAAAUGUCGCUUGGAACUUGUCUACAUGAGCUAUACAAAAAGUCCACAGAUCCUUUUGUUGGGAUUUACUUGUUUUUCCGACCAGCUUUGUUAAUUCGUGAUGCAAACCUGGCUAAAUCCAUUUUAACGUCUGAUUUUGAGCACUUCUAUGAUCGUGGGGUGCACUGUGAUGAAGAAAACGAUCCACUGUCAGCCACAAUGUUCGCCCUAACAGGACAAAGUUGGAAGAAAAUGCGAUCAGCCCUCUCGCCGACAUUCACUUCCGGAAAGCUCAAGAAUAUGUUCCCCACAAUCAUGGAAACCGGCAUUGAACUUCAGAAGUACGUUGAACCCAUGGCAGAGGCAGGAAAAUCCAUUGAAUUAUUUGAGCUGUCAGCAAGAUAUGCUGUCGAUAUAAUAGGAUCUGUCUUUUUUGGAAUAUCUGUCGACACCAUUCACAAUCCCGAAAAUAAAUUCCGCCAAAUUGGUCGAAUUGCCCAGGGAGAGAAUAUCUCUGUUGCAAUCAGGUCAGUGGGAUUGCUUCUAGUACCCAAACUCCUGCAAAUAGCUCGGGUGGGAAUAUUGCCAUCUUUUGUUGCAAAAUUUGUGAUAAAUCUCGUGAAAGAUACGAUUGAACAUCGCGAGAAAAAUUCAGUCACACGCAACGAUUUCAUGCAACUACUGCUGCAACUGCGCAACACCGGAAAAGUCAGUGCAAAUGAUGAAACGUGGGAGACGAAAAUUAAAGAUGGUGGACAGAAGAUGAUGUCCAUAGAGCAGUGCGCUGCUCAGGUCUUCCUGUUCUACAUAGCAGGAAGUGAAUCUUCUGCCAGUACAAUUUGCUUCUGCAUCCAUGAACUCUCACACCAGCGAAACCUCCUUCUGGAAGCUCAGAGAGAGAUCGAUGAGAUGUUGAAGAGGCACAAUGGACAAGUAACUUAUGACAACAUCUUGGAACUGACUUAUCUCGACAAGUGUAUCAAUGAGACAAUAAGAAAGUAUCCCGCUUUGCCGAUUCUCAACAGAAAGUGCACAAAAGACUAUCCCAUCCCAGGAACUGAUUAUGUGAUUGAGAAGGAUACUCCUAUUAUUAUUUCUCUGUUGGGUCUACAGAAUGAUCCCAAGUAUUUUCCAAAUCCAGAAAAGUUCAUGCCGAGUCGCUUCGAUAAAGGAAAUGAGGAUUUCGUUUCCAAUGCCUUCUAUCCCUUUGGGGAUGGGCCACGCAACUGUAUUGCACAACGAAUGGGAAAGAUUGUGGUGAAAGUGGGAUUAGUGAUGCUACUCUCGAAAUAUGAUUUUCAUUGCAAUGAACCCAAUGGAGCACAUGAGUUGGACUUUAAGCAGAGUACCCUGAACCUGAGCUUAGCUACCGAUGUUAAUCUAAAAGUAACCAUCCGGAAAUCCACACUGAUGGCCAAUAGCGAAAUAAAUGCAGGAAACGGCAAAAUAUGGCACGGACACUGAUUGAAAUUGGGUUAGUUAUUGUUGAACUUUCAUCCGUUUUCCCAUCAAAUUGUGGAUGAGUGAGCUGAAAAUUAUUCAGCAUGGCGCAGGAAAGAAAAUAUGUAGAACAUCCCAUCCCAUUUAUGCAUUUGUGAUUUUGCACAGAAUUCCCCACAAAUGCCGCAUAUAGAAACAUUGAAUAUUUUUUCCAUGAAUUUAUUGCUAUGAAAAGAAAUGGAAACUGUCUCUAUGCUACAAUAAUAAAUGGAAAUACACAUGAUA
Molecule: messenger RNA, 1994 nt
Organism: Phlebotomus papatasi
Lineage: Eukaryota; Metazoa; Arthropoda; Insecta; Diptera; Psychodidae
Product: probable cytochrome P450 6d4
Exons: 3
Coding region: 150-1733 (527 amino acids)
Molecular function (GO): monooxygenase activity; heme binding; iron ion binding
Source: RefSeq, a predicted model, not a curated record